AUGGCAGCUCGUCAACGUACCUCGGCCACCGUAGUGGUCGAGAAGCCCCAGAAGACCAAUGAGCCUGUCUUCCCUGACAUCCAGACCAUCAGGGACGCCAUUCCGCCUCAUUGCUUUGAGCCCUCGCUUGUGACAUCGUUCUACUAUGUCUUCCGUGACCUCACCAUGGUUGCCGGCCUCGUCUGGGCUGCUCUUACCUACAUUCCCGCCAUCCAGGACCCCAUCUUCCGUGCUACCGCCUGGAUGGUCUACGGCUUCGUCCAGGGUCUUAUCUGCACCGGUGUUUGGAUUCUGGGCCACGAGUGCGGUCAUGGCGCCUUCUCCAAGAACACCAAGCUGAACGACUGCGUCGGCUGGGUUCUCCACUCUUUCCUUUUGGUUCCCUACUUCUCGUGGAAGUUCUCUCACCACCGUCACCACCGCUUCACUGGUCACAUGAAGAAGGACAUGGCUUUCGUCCCUCCCACGCAGCCCAUGACCUCCAGCAAGCCCUUGUUCGGCAGCAUCGAUCUCCAUGAGCUCUUUGAGGACACGCCCAUCACCCAGCUCAUCACCCUCAUCGCCCACCAACUCUUUGGAUGGCAGGCGUAUCUCUUUUUCAAUGCCACUGCUGGUAAGGGUAGCUUGCAACGCGAAGUGAGCGGUAUUGGGCGUUGGUUCGGCGUCAGCCACUUUGGCCCUACCAGCGCUGUCUUCCGUCCCAACGAGGCCAUCUUCAUUGCCAUCUCCGACAUUGGUUUGGCCAUCACCUUUUCCGCCCUGUACAAGGCCUCACAGGUUCUUGACGUCUCCACCGUCAUGCUCCUCUACGCGGUCCCCUACUUCUGGGUCCACCACUGGCUUGUUGCUAUCACCUACCUGCACCACAACCACCCAGAAGUUCCUCAUUACACUGAGGAGGGCUGGACCUUUGUCAAGGGUGCCCUUGCUACCAUUGACCGCGAGUUCGGCUUCAUCGGCAAGCAUCUGUUCCACGGUAUCAUUGAGAAGCACGUUGUUCACCACCUCUUCCCUCGUAUCCCUUUCUACAAGGCCGAUGAGGCUACGGAGUCAAUCAAGCCUCUUCUGGGUGACCUUUACCACCGCGACGACCGCAGCUUCCUAGGCCAGCUGUGGUCUGUCUUCGGCUCUCUGAAGUAUGUGGAGCAGGAUCCCAACUGCCCGGGUGCUAUGAGAUGGGCCAAAUAA
Molecule: messenger RNA, 1188 nt
Organism: Colletotrichum graminicola M1.001
Lineage: Eukaryota; Fungi; Ascomycota; Sordariomycetes; Glomerellales; Glomerellaceae
Product: fatty acid desaturase
Exons: 4
Coding region: 1-1188 (395 amino acids)
Biological process (GO): lipid metabolic process
Molecular function (GO): oxidoreductase activity
Source: RefSeq, a predicted model, not a curated record